Molecule: messenger RNA, 2471 nt
Organism: Silurus meridionalis
Lineage: Eukaryota; Metazoa; Chordata; Actinopteri; Siluriformes; Siluridae
Gene: mtnr1c
Product: melatonin receptor 1C
Exons: 2
Coding region: 1-1050 (349 amino acids)
Biological process (GO): G protein-coupled receptor signaling pathway
Cellular component (GO): membrane
Molecular function (GO): melatonin receptor activity
Source: RefSeq, a predicted model, not a curated record
AUGGAGCUGGAGAUCGUGAACGCGAGCUGCGCGCACUGCGCGUCCCCGAGACAGGAAUCAGCCGCCGUGGCUGCGACUCUGGCGGGGAUCCUCGUCUUCACCAUCGUGGUCGAUGUGCUGGGAAACGCGCUGGUUAUUCUGUCUGUCUACCGCAACAAGAAGCUCAGGAACGCAGGUAAUAUCUUUGUGGUGAGCCUUUCUGUGGCUGACCUGGUGGUGGCGCUGUACCCAUACCCGCUGGCCCUGCUCGCCAUCUUCCACGGAGGUUGGACGCUGGAUGCGGUGCAGUGCCAGCUGAGCGGCUUUGUCCUGGGCCUUGGUGUCAUCGGCUCUGUAUUCAACAUCACAGCUAUCGCCAUCAAUCGCUACUGCUACAUCUGCCACACGCUGCACUACGAACGCUUCUACACGUGUCGGAACACUUGUCUGUGUGUGAGUCUCACGUGGGUCCUGAGUGCCAUAGCAACAGUGCCCAACUUCCUGCUCGGCUCACUGACCUACGACCACCGGGUUUUCUCCUGCACGUUUACGCAGACCGUCAGCUCUUCGUACACAGCGUCCGUGGUGCUCGUCCACUUCAUGAUCCCACUAGCCAUCGUGUCCUACUGUUACCUGCAAAUCUGGAUGCUGGUGAUCAGGGUCAAAGGUCGCGUGCGGCCCAGACCCUGGGCACGGGCUGCUGACCUGCGCCACUUUCUGACCAUGUUCGUGGUGUUCGUGCUUUUUGCUGUGUGCUGGGCACCGCUGAACUUCAUCGGCCUGGCUGUGGCGCUGGAUCCGGUCAACGUUGCACCGAAAGUGCCUGAGUGGCUCUAUGUGGCCAGCUACUUCCUGGCGUACUUCAACAGCUGCUUGAACGCUGCCGUCUACGGUCUUCUCAACCAGAACUUCCGCCGCGAGUACAAGCAGAUCCUCGUCUCACUUUGCGCGCCAAGAGCUCUGUUUCCUAAUCAUUCCCGAUGCAACACGGAGGCCAUCAGGAGCAAGAAAUCCCCUGCCGUGACCAACAACCUGCUGGUGGAGGCUCAUUUGGGAGAAGGUGGCGCAUAACCCCCUCACCAGGAGUAAGGAGUAGCUUAAAUAUUAAAAAUAGAAAAGAAACUUUGAUGCACAACUAAAGUCUGCCACUGUAGACUUUUUAAACAAUCUGGUUGAUGGUUGUUUUUUGGGUUGGUGCUGAGUGUGGAUACGGGCUUUCAAAGUGGUAUCAAAAUCUUUCAAGACUCGCUCUGUUUGCAAAUAAAUACUUUAUUUAUCUACGUUUCCACACCAUCACCUUCAAAAAAAAGUCCCCUUGCACGGAAAUACAGUGCUCACAGUGUUCCUGCAUCUUCUGGAAUGUGUCCUGGAAGUCUUCUUUUCAAAGCCUAUCAAGCACCUUCUGCUAUUUGCACUGGAUUUCCGCAACGAUGUCAAAAUGGCGACCUUGAAGCUGAAUCUUCAUCUUCGGAAAGAGGGAGGAGCCCACAGGAGCCCAUCAUGUGGAUUGUUUUCCGACUAUCAUCAUGAACGAGUUGCCGCAUGGUUUCGACAUUUUCAGAGGUUCCUGAUCUCUUGUCGUCUUCCAGUAAUGUUCUUAGACUCUUAAAGCACGUGUGCUGCUCAAAACUCGCAGCAGCAUCACCGUAUGUUAAAGGUCUCAGUGGGAAAUUUGCCCAGUUUCCUGUCAGACUACAUAUCAUAAAUAGGACAGUAUGCAUGAUGGGGGAUAUUUAGCAUAAAACUGGUGAGAUGUUGAGGAUGGACGCUGAUAAUUUAGUCACAGACGCACAAAAGAUCCUCGAGUCACAUGGUCUAAUGUUUAAAACACGCACAAAUAAAAUGUUAGCAUACAAAACAACCCGCCAAGCUAAUUCUCAGAGCUUAUAGCCUUAUAGUCGUUAUAUGGUCUUAGAGCAGCAGAGAGUUUACACUAAACGUGUUUCCGAGAUCCCAUGCUAAUCCAGAUGCAGUUACACCACAAGAUUUGAGAAUUUUUCCACCUCAGCUUUUUUUUCUCUUCAUUUUUGUUCCAAAAUAUGACGUUUUCUAUCAUCGUUUCAUGUUUCUCUUGAAUACUCAACCGCACUACGAUGGCUAACGUGUGAGCUCUCUGUUGUGGUGUUUCCUCACUAUCUGAUGCUAAUACUGCUAAUGCUAACAUAAACAGAUAGGUCAUGGGACCUACGUGCGCCUCCUCAAGCCACAUUGGAGAGAAAUGGAGAGUAGGUCUGAAGGAAACUUGGCUUAUCGGAUAAUAAGAAAAUGUGUUGUUAAAAUGUUAAACAAAUAAUAAAAGUCCCUGAGGCAUCUGAAUCUCAGGAAACUUGUUCUGAAAACCAGCUGACUUUCGCUCUCGUGAGCAAAAGGAUUAUAAAAUGAGCAUUUAUUUAUAUCUCCAGCUUCCUGCACUCGUUCUGUACAAACUAAUGUUUCAAUAAUGUUUUUGUAUUUACAUGAUUAUGUUAAUUUUAUUAAUAACCUGUAUAAAA